Molecule: messenger RNA, 2250 nt
Organism: Mastomys coucha (southern multimammate mouse)
Lineage: Eukaryota; Metazoa; Chordata; Mammalia; Rodentia; Muridae
Gene: Xaf1
Product: XIAP associated factor 1
Exons: 6
Coding region: 269-946 (225 amino acids)
Biological process (GO): apoptotic process
Source: RefSeq, a predicted model, not a curated record
AAGAAACUGAAACUCUACAGAAGUACUCCAGGAAGCUGACCAUGGAGGAUGACUUCCAAGUGUGCAGGAACUGGCCUGGAAAGAGCUGAUCCCAGGUAUGCAACAAGGCUUCAUGCUUUAUACUGAGGCACUGUGCCUUUCUUUCUCCCCUACUUCAUCCUGAAGCAAAAGAAAUGUGGCCUCUCUCCACUUCACGCUCCACGAGGCCCACUGCCUGCGCUUCCUGGUCCUUUGCCCGAAAUGUGAGGAGCCCAUCCCAAAGUCAAAGAUGAAGGAGCAUAUGGAAGCUGUGCAUCAGCAGACCAAGGAGAGCCAACAGCACCCUGCCAAGUGCAAGUUCUGUGAGCUGGCCGUGCAACUCAGCAAUCUUGAUGUCCAUGAGUCCCAUUGUGGCAGCCGGACAGAGCAUUGUCCACACUGUAACCAGCCCAUCCCACUCCGAGUACUGGCCCAGCACAAAGAUGUGUGUCAGAGAGCAAAGGGCAGACCGGAGGAAGGAAAGAAAAUUGUAUCAUCUCCUAGAAGAAAAACCCGUUGUGAUAUUUGCAAACAAAUGAUUCCAGAAAAUAAGUAUGCCUCCCAUAUGAAACAAUGUUCAGCCCCAACAACUGUGACCCGUAUUCUGGACAGAAGCACAAUAGUCAUUCCUUCAACCCUUUCAUGUAUGGAGACUGGAAAUCGAAGAUCCACAGUGAGUAAAGAUGUUCGUCCAAAGACAAAAAUUAGAAACAGUUCAACAAAGCGAGAGACAAAGGACUCAAAUGACACUGUGGAUCUGCCUUUGAAGUCUGGGCUCCAGCAGAGGGCUACUCUUCCUAAAGGAGAUGAGACGGCCUAUGACAUUCUCCAGAACUGUUGUCAGUGCCGAAUCUUACUUCCCUUGCCCAUUCUAAAUGAGCACCAGGAGAAGUGCCUGAGGUUAGCUCGUCAAAAGAAACUCGAGUGAGGAGGGCCAGCUGGAUUCUGAAGAUCGAAGAGUGCCAGUUCACACUUGCUUCCCAGUUCACCCUAGCUUCCCCAGCUUCCUUUCCUAGUGGUCACAGCUUUGUUUUCUUUACCAGUCUCAGUAACCGAAUUCCAUCCCCCCUUUAAUUUCUAACUGUUUCAUACAUACUCACAAUGUAUUGUAAUCAUACUUAUCCCCACUGCCUUCUGCUGCCCCAACCCACUCCUACGAACCCCCUUUCUUCCCAACAGCUCCCUGCUUUCACAUCUUGAGUCCAUGUUUGAGGGCUGCUUGUGUGUGCACGCAUACAUGCUAGCACGCACGUGCUUAUCCAGGCCUUGUGCCAUCAGUAACCACAGCUGAUGUGUGCCCAUUUGCAACAGCCACGGCCAUCUGAAUCCAGAAGAGAGCAUCUGAUAGCACUCCACCAUGUCCCCUGGGCCUUGGGAGGGAUGUAUCAUGUUGGGCUCAGGUGAGGGUACUCAGCUGUCACACUUAGCACUUUGGGUGGUCUUUAUGGAGGAAAAGAGACAGGCUUUCAUCUCUGGGCAGAAGAUGCCUUUUCCCUCUUCUGAACGACAGGUGACCCGGAGAAAAGAAAAGGCUUUCGCUUCCUGCACUGAACCUCUAAGCACCUAGGCCCAACUGCUGGCUUGGUUGCUCAAGAGACCCCUGCUUUAUCCUAAGUUUCUCCCUGACCUUUUUCUUUACCUUCCUCAUUGGUGCUUCCAGAUAAGACAGGUUAGGAAUAUGAGGCCUGCAGGGGGAGAUGAAGAAAAGAAAGGAAGGAGGGAAGGAGGGAGGGGAAAAUGGAAAGAGAAGGGAAGGGAAAGGAAGGGGAGGACAGGGCAGGGCAGGGCAGGGAGAGUUAAAGUUCCCAGAAAGUCUUUGUACUGAGUAUUCUAAAAAGGCUGAUUGUUAGAAGGGCAAUGGUUGUGGGGAGUUUAGCAUGAUGCAGGGCCAUCUUGAGCUACCUUAAAAUGCUGCUAAUUGCCCACAUCUGUGCGUGACCUAACAUCCUGUGACUCCUAGGUAAAGUUUUGGAACAUGUGAGCAGAUCCCAACUGCUAAGAAAGUCAUCACAUGUGCAUCUGGGGCCUAUAGCAAGGUCUCCCCGCUUUGCUAUAACUGCCUACCUGUGGUAUCACCAGAAUUUGUAAAGUGACUUUCUUUGUUCGGUUAUUUCAAAACUUCACAGAAAUUGUUUACCAAGGUCAGAACACAGAUAUCUGAAGCAAACUCAAUCUGUAUUUCUGGACCAUGAUCACUCAUUUGGCUCCAAAAUAAACUAUCUCUGCAUCUCC